Camellia sinensis is the source of this 926-nucleotide messenger RNA. The record is from RefSeq and is a predicted model, not a curated record. NCBI's taxonomy places the organism in Eukaryota, Viridiplantae, Streptophyta, Magnoliopsida, Ericales, Theaceae.
UUCAUUCCCAUCCUCCUCCCACAAUAAACCCUCCCCUCCCAUCAUAUAGAUCUCAGAUAUAUAUAUAUAUAUAUAUAUUGAAGCACCCAAAAACAAAAAUAUAAAGAUACAGAGCCAAACGCCAUGGGAGCACUCAACCGUCUCUGGUUUCAUUUCUUCAUCGUUUUCGCAGCCACCACCAUCGCCCGAUCCGAUGAUUGUGUGUAUACGGUGUACGUAAGAACGGGUUCAAUCGUAAAAGGAGGGACGGACUCGAUCAUCAGCCUGACCCUGUACGAUGCAAAGGGGUGGGGUAUUCGGAUUUCAGAUCUAGAGUCUUGGGGCGGGCUGAUGGGCCCGGGCUACAACUACUUCGAGAGAGGAAAUCUGGACAUAUUCAGCGGGAGAGGCCCGUGUUUGACUGGGCCGGUGUGCGCCAUGAACCUGACUUCGGACGGGUCCGGCCCACACCACGGGUGGUACUGUAACUAUGUGGAGCUGACCACAACUGGGGUCCACACCGCCUGCGCUCAGCAGCUCUUCACGGUUGAGCAAUGGCUCGCCACCGACACUUCCCCCUAUCAGCUCACCGCCAUCAUGGAUAACUGCGAUGCUGAUAAGAACGCUCCUAGGGAUGCUGAUCGCCUUCACGUCAUCGACGCUCAUCGUCAUCGCGGGCCUCUGUCUAUUGUGUGACAACUGUUUAAUUUAAUUACUAGUUAUUAUAUGUGAUGUGCUAUUUAAUAGACUUGAAAGUAGUGUUUGGGUUUGGGUUUGGGUUUGGUUGUCUGAUCUGUGUUAGUGUUGCCACUCAUUUUCAUUUUCUUAAUAAUAAUGUGUAUUAAUAAUUUAAUGAGCUAUUCUACCACAUAUCUAUCACUUACAUUCCGUAAUUAAACUCUGUUUGUGCUUCUCCAGGGCUAUUGAUAAUAAAAGCUUUGUUAUUG